CUGCUAUGUGGAUGAAAAGAUCAUAUCCUAGUUUAAAACCGUUGGGAGGCUAUGUUACGGACCUGCUGAAUCGUUUGAAAUUUUACAGGUUAGAAUGGUAUGACAAUGGAAAGCCUGCUGUCUUUUGGAUAUCUGGAUUUUACUUCACACAGCCAUUCUUAACUGGAGCGAAGCAAAAUUACGCGCGGAAAUACACCAUUCCUAUUGACUUGCUUGGAUUCGACUUCAAGGUAGCUAAAUUAACAAUUAUAGCGAAAAUAAGUGUAGAAAUAAGAAAAAUGAAACCUGGACUCGAGAACCGAGAAGAACGAGAGAGCUCAAAAGAUGAGAAAGAUGAACCUUGA
Molecule: messenger RNA, 344 nt
Organism: Xenia sp. Carnegie-2017
Lineage: Eukaryota; Metazoa; Cnidaria; Anthozoa; Malacalcyonacea; Xeniidae
Product: dynein axonemal heavy chain 12-like
Exons: 4
Coding region: 6-344 (112 amino acids)
Biological process (GO): microtubule-based movement
Cellular component (GO): dynein complex
Molecular function (GO): minus-end-directed microtubule motor activity; dynein light intermediate chain binding; dynein intermediate chain binding
Source: RefSeq, a predicted model, not a curated record